AUGGAGACACCGCCUCCUCACGCUGCGUCCCAGCCAUCCCGUGGUCUGCCCGAGGGGUUGCUCAAAUUAAAUGACAGGCGCGUGGCCCUGCUGAAGCGGCUCAAUGACAUGCUGGAGUUGCGCGACAUUGUCAUCGCCCGUCUGGAUGGAGUGAGAUUCGACGUGCAGGACUUGGACAACGUGCAGGACGCCGUCAACCGUGUGAGGGACGAUCUCGUCGUCGUGUGCACUGAAUACGACAAGCGAGAAUCCAUCUACACGCAGGAUUAUCUCACAAUGUGCGAAGGACUCGCGGACCGCAAGCAUAUCCUGGCUGAAUUCGACCAACGCACGCAGGCCAUUUCCAAUGACCUCAAAUUGGCCCGAUUUAUCGUCACCAAGCAGCGCACCAUUGAAGCGCUCAGCGAGCAACUGAGAGAGCAGAUCGAGUCGGAUUUCAAGUACAAGGAAUUCGCGCCUGGCAUACCCACGCCGCCGGCUGCGGCCGCCCAGUACCACUACCAGCAGCACCAGCAACCCCUUGAACCUGCAAAUUCGAUGCCUGCUGCGUUCAUGCCCGUGGGCACGUCAGCGCCAACGCCGAUUCACGAGGUCCAAGAGUAUGAUCCCGCCAUUGACAUGGCGCAGCCAUAG
This is a messenger RNA of Acanthamoeba castellanii str. Neff, 633 nucleotides long. RefSeq lists its product as uncharacterized. NCBI's taxonomy places the organism in Eukaryota, Discosea, Longamoebia, Acanthamoebidae. The record is from RefSeq and is a predicted model, not a curated record. Bases 1 to 633 code for a protein of 210 amino acids. The transcript has a single exon.